Messenger RNA from Baudoinia panamericana UAMH 10762, 640 nucleotides. RefSeq lists its product as uncharacterized. Bases 174 to 341 code for a protein of 55 amino acids. The transcript has a single exon. The record is from RefSeq and is a predicted model, not a curated record. Lineage: Eukaryota; Fungi; Ascomycota; Dothideomycetes; Mycosphaerellales; Teratosphaeriaceae.
UACAUUGCGGCAGCUGGUAAACUAGACGAAUGCUGCAAGAUGGAAUUGGGAGCUCGGUCACUGCUUGACCAUGCUGUGGAAGGUAGAGUGUAUCGUUCAUCGGACCAUCUGAACCGGACGUCACGAACGCUGCUUGAGUGCGACUGUCGCCGUAGUCGUCCUAGCUGUGGAUUAUGUUGAAUACAUUUAACCCAGCAUACGGACUUUUGCCUGCCUCUGGUGUUGCCGUCGUCAAUCUACAGACAAGGCUGCCUGCGGAGACUUUGACGAACAAACAAACAACGCCCAUCUCCUGCCAUGCGGGUUGUCGCAGCGAGCGAUCUGGCGACGAUGAACCAUAAGUUCACGAUGAUCAGCCGAUUGGGCAUUUGGAUGUCACAAUACGCAGACUCCGAGGUCAAGUCGCUGCAGACUUCGCGCUCUAACAUGUCGUUCCGAUCAGCAAUUUCCUCCUCGACGUAGCACAUGCGUGGUUAAGCUUAACAUCAGAAUCAAUGCAAUUGAAUGGGAAAGUCAAGAGCCGUCGGUUUUGGCAGUGCUUCGCUUUGCAUCCGGGUCUGCAUCAUGCUUAAAAGGUUUCGGCAUUGAAUCAUCGUCGGGGUGUAUCUGUUCAGCAUUCGGCGGUAUGGAUUACACUUCU